AUGGAUGAAAACUACGUGAUGUCGUCAAACAAACGCAGCUAUCUCAAUUCAACUAAGAUUCUUUGUACUAAAAGGCUUGAAGAGUUAACCGAUGAAGAAAUAUUUUCCCUUUUGGACCGCCUGGGAUGGCCAGAAGUACCUUCUAAAAGGUUCGUAUGUCCCAAAAUUUCCCAGAGGUUGUCUCUUUGGUUGUUAAAUAAGCUUUUUUUUCAGUUGAAAAGGAGGAUAACGCAACAAGAAAAUGUAUGUCUUGAUUCAAAUAGAGGAAAAUCUAAGACGUCCGAAUAUACAUCCUGUAACAUAGGACACCCAAAUAGCUUUAGGGCCGGAGAAUUACAUCUAGUUGCUUAUUUGAUAUCUCAUAUGCAAAAACUAGAUGCUUUAUCCGCUUAUGCAUCUGUAUUGAGCAAACUAAUAUUUUUGGAUUUUAAAAAUCUCUAUAACCAUGAAAGGAAUAGUUUUGGAGAUGUUUCUCUUGUUCAGUUAUUAAAUUAUGAUCAGACAAAGAUAAAGGAUGCCUUAGAUUCGUAUGCAUCUCAUAUUGAAUCUGUACAAACAUUAGCUUCUUGUCUUACUCCAAGUGUGGAAACAUCUAAUGGACGGCAAUCCUAUUCAAAGAAGAAAAAACUUACAUUGUCAUUUAAGACCAAUGAUAUUAUUGAAAUGGUCUUGUCUGAUCUGGAGUUAUUCAAACUAUGGAACAAUGUUUAUAUGGAGUUUACAUGUGCUAGCGAUGACACACUCUUUCAAUCGGUACUAUCCAUACUUUAUAACAUUUUGAAACAUUUCACCAUUAUCAUAAAUGUUCUUCUGGAACUCCUUGAGGGAAAUACCAACAUAAAGAGCUCGUAUGAGCAUAUACUAGACCUUUUGAUGGAACCUCUAUUCAAAUUUAGAUCUAGGAUUGAUGAUAUGGAAAUGCAUACCAAAAUGAUUUAUAAUGAUUCACAAUAUCUAUAUGAUCUAAAUCAUGUGAUAUGUGAUGUAGCCUAUUCCCUUUUUAAAGUGGUAAGCUUUCCUAUAGAAAAGAAGUUCAUUUUUGGCUGUUGCGAUUUUGUCUCCUCUGAGAUAUUUGAAACUUCUAUAAACGUACCAUAUACCACACUUACUCAAGUUAGUGGUUCAUCAGUACCAUAUUCACAUAGGUUUAUGAUAAAAAUGAUAACGUUAUUGAGGUUGGCUCUUGAGGAUGAGGAACAAAUUCUUACAGUUAGAGGGGUUUGCAUUAUGUUACCAGAUAUAGUAGAAAAAUUGUUAAUUUCUACAAAGUCAUAUAUAGAGAGUAUGAAUAGUAUGAGGGAUGUUUUAUACUACAACGUAUCUUAUUUCGGCAUACUAACUCCACUUGUAAUGAACUUGUCUAAUAAAUUGUUUGAACUACCGUCUAAUAAGUCUACCUUAUCUAUAUCGUUGUUGGAAUCAAUACUCUCAUUUAUUUCAACAAUUUUUGUUGCGAAUAAUUUUAAUAUCUUCGUUUAUAAUGGAGAUAGAUCAAAUUUAAUAUCGGAGGUUGUUGAGCAAUCCAUUCAUUUCAUUUUUUUCUGCUUGGAAAAAGGAUAUGAUUUACAUUUCAUCAAUGAAGCCAUGUUUGAUAGACCUUAUGACGUCAGGAGGUAUCUUUUUGAAAUUUCAAACUUUGGAAAUGAUUCAUGUUUUAUGAAAUUUUCACAUCUACUGUGGACAUCAUUGGAUAUUCUAGUCUCAUUAAAACUUGAAUAUGCUGAUAAAAAUAUAAAUGAAUUGCUAAAACUAAUCAAAAGAGACUAUGAGGCAUAUUAUACUCAUGAUAUGGAUAAUAAAACUAUGGGAUAUUUCCUAUCUACAAAAUAUCUUUGCGAUUAUAACGAAGAUACAAUACCAAGUGAAACAUUUGUUAAAAAUUUAAUAACCGCAUAUUCUAUCUCUAAUGAUUUUGUAUCGCUAAUUGAGCAUGCCUAUAAAUUUGCGCAGAUAAAUUCACAAGGAAAACUGUUUUUUAAACAUCCAAAAGCCUUAGAAGCCUUCAGAAUGAGUAGUAUAAUAUCAUCACAAUAUCAAAUCCCAUUAGUAUUGAAUAAAUUUGUUUCAAUAGUGAGUGAUGGUAAAUCUUUCCGAUUCGUUUCUACUAUAUUGGCAGGAUAUCUGAGUGGAUUGGAAUUCGAUAAAACAAUAAUUGGAAGGAGCACAAAAGAAAUUCAUGAUCUGUUUAAGAUUAUUUCUUUUAGCUAUGAUUGUAUGGGUUUAUCGUUGGUAUUGCAAUUCACAACUACAACCAGAAAAUUGAUUUCAUGUAUAAACAUAAAUGAACUACCGGCUGUUCUAUAUGAAAUACUAGAACACGCAUAUGAAUACGUGGUAACUUUUUCAGAAAAAAAAGGAUGUGAUGUUAUGACAUGGUUAGGAAUAUUCUGGGUAUCUUACCAUCUUCUCAUGGUUGUAAAUGAUACUGGAUGUGAUAAAUACAUAGUAUGGAACAAAAAACUAUAUAAAAUCAUUAAAAACGCUCUAAAGUCUAUUACAAAAUCCAAUGAGGAUGUAAAUUUGGUGAAGAAGGCAGUGUUGUCCAUAUUUCCAAAUCUAUCUGCAUGUUCAGGCAUGCCACAUUUAAAAUCACGCGUUAAAAACCUAAUUGAUUUCCGUUUAGAGGCUUUUGAUCAAAAGUUUUCCAUACAAAUGGCUGAAAUGGUUCCUUACCUUGUUAAUUGUAAUUAUUCAGUUUGUAAAAUUGUAUUUAAGAAGAUAUUAUCUGUAAUUGCCUGUGAAGACACUGAUGUAGAGUCAAAAACGAUAUUGCUCUCUGCUGGCAAACUACUUAUUGACAAACUUAUUCCAACUUAUGGUGAAGUUUUAUUUUAUAAAUUUGCUGAAUUGUGUCUGGUUUUUUCUUCUAGUUGCAAAAAUACCUACUCGUAUACUUUAAUCGACGACGUUUUGAAAAUUAUGUUAUCUGUACUAGAAUAUGAAGAGGAUAUGGAGAAUUAUGUAUGUUUCUACCAUUUGACCUGUGAUUAUUUGAAAGUAAUAUCUGGAUCCACAAAUCUACCCGAUAAAAAAUACAAAAGACCUAGACUCAACAUUUUUGUAGUGCUAUCUGAAAUGAAAAGCCUUGUCAAUAAGAUAUGUUUAAGGGAAGAUUCCAAACAUGAGGGAAUUUUGAAAUCUAUAGCCAUGUUUCACUUCAAAGUGAUAAGAAAAAUUGGAGAUUCUAUCUAUAUGAAUUUAUUUAACACUAAAUAUUCCACAAAAGAUGUAUAUAGGAAUGUAGAUAAUGAUAUAGAAAAUCUUGUAUUGAAAGCGCUUGGGAUGGAAAAUUCGAAGGACUUGCUUAAAAUAUAUCUGGCUGGGUAUUCUGAUGAUACUAACCUAAACAAUCUCAUCAUAGUUGAAAAAAUCACAGAAGCUAUAAAUAACAAACAUACGCACAUACACCUGUUAGAGACAACCGAUGAACAAUAUCAAGUUAUUGUGAGAAAUACUAUAGACUAUUUAUCACAUUCUUCUUGUCUUGGUAUGGAGAAAUCUGGAUUCAUCUACUUGUCUGCGAUGAUAGGUUAUUUGGAAUCAUAUUCACAUCACGUUCGUAAUCAUAUGGAGUAUCUCGAUAAUAUCCAUAAUAUUUCUAGAAAUUUAAUAAAAAAUAAAUGCUAUGGCAAAAUUAUAGAACCUUUGUUAUUGAUCUUGUACAUUAUCCUCUCAAAUAAUAUGGACCUUAUUACUUCAAAUUUUACCAAAAUAUAUGAAAUUAUUCUGAAUUUAAUAAGCGCCAAACAUGAAUCCUUCCAUCAUCUUUACGUGGGAAUGUUUAAAAAAUCUACUGAUGAGGAUCUUCAUACGUUAAAGAUACUAAAAGUUCUAUUUAAUGAUUCAUCUGAUACUAACUUGUAUUGUAAGGCCAUAAGCUGUACCUGGAGUUCAUAUCUAUCUGCAAAAACAGAAAAUGACUUGCGUAAAAGAAUGGGAUCUUUUGAACUACUUCUCUUAUUAGUAUCUGAUGAUUUUUUUAAGAUGCUCAAUGACUGGGACUCUGAAAGUUUAGACUCUACAUUAAAGUCCAUAAAUAUGGUUAUUACAACGCAUCUUACUGAUUUGUGUUUCAUUACUCUAACCGACUAUAUGGACAAAAGUCUGCUGGAAUUUGUUGUAGUAAAUCUCCAAAUGAAUAAUUCUCUAUCCUUGAGGCUCUAUUCUGAAACAAAGAAAUAUGUGGGCGAAAAGGCGAAGAAAUCGCUGCAUACAAACGUAUCUGACCACUUAUUUACAACAUCAGAAAUCGCAGUAAAAAUCCUCUCCAAAUGGUUCGUUUUUAUUGUUAUAAUAAGUCAUUCCUCAGUGACAGCUCUAAUAAUCCCAAGCUAUUUAUCAUUAUUGCAACCUUAA
Molecule: messenger RNA, 4356 nt
Organism: Theileria equi strain WA
Lineage: Eukaryota; Apicomplexa; Aconoidasida; Piroplasmida; Theileriidae
Exons: 2
Coding region: 1-4356 (1451 amino acids)
Source: RefSeq, a predicted model, not a curated record